Cornus florida is the source of this 813-nucleotide messenger RNA. Its product is annotated as F-box protein SKIP23-like. The transcript has a single exon. Lineage: Eukaryota; Viridiplantae; Streptophyta; Magnoliopsida; Cornales; Cornaceae. Bases 1 to 813 code for a protein of 270 amino acids. The record is from RefSeq and is a predicted model, not a curated record.
AUGAAUCCGUUCUCUGGCGCUACUAUCGAGCUUCCUCCAAUUAUGGACCUCUCAGAAUUGGAACCUUCUCCUGAAAACAAUGAUGAUAGUCCUCUUCAGGUUGAGUUUGAAGUUACGAAGACUAUAUUGUCAGCUGACCCUGCUUUGUUUACUGAUGACUAUAUUGUUACCAUCAUCUAUGGUGGUUGUAAUAACUUGGCAUUUAUUUGGGCAGGAGAUGAAGCUUGGACUUACAUAGAUAAGAGAUUUAUGUCCGUCCGUGAUAUCAUGUAUUUUAAGGGCCAUAUUUUUGCAGUUGAUAGUAGAAAUAGAGUCCUAAUGAUUGAUGUUAAUGGAAGACCUCCACAAGUGGAGGUAAUUGCAUCGCAAGCGAAUAACUAUUCUCAACAGACGUAUCUUGUCGAAUCAUCUAGUGGGGACUUACUUCUUGUAAAAAGAUUUUUAGAUAUUGGAGACGAUUCACAGCAUGCAACUUCAGUGUUUAAGGUUUUCAAGUUGCUUUUAGAGCAAUUUGAGCAAGGUUGGCUUAUGCGACUUGAAGUGAAGAACUUGGAUGGAGACACGCUAUUUUUGGGAGAUAACUAUUCCAUUUGUGUUUCAACUUCCAAAUGGCCUGGAUGUCAGGCGAAUUCAAUAUAUUACACAGAUGACUAUAGUCUAAUUUUAUACCAACCCCCAUCUGGGCGCCGAGAUAUUGGUAUCUUCAACAUAGAGAAUGGAAACUUUGGGACACAUUACAUCAUUGAUUCUUCACAUAAUCAUAUGCCACCCUCGAUUUGGAUUGUGCCAACUGUUUUAGGAAAUUUUGUUUAG